ACAAGCUGUCGGACUAAACCCAUGCGAGCACAAGAGCGGUGCAGCACACAUCCGUCUAUCACAUGGACCCACGGAGGGUUGGCCGUUCCUGUCUCGCUCCUCCACCGCGGUGACCGCACACCACCAGUGUCCGCCACCUAUCGCUUGCCCUCCGUAUCCCGCAUCCUGCCAUCACGACCUUGGACUCCGACCGCUUCUGCUGGGACUCUUCCUGCCUCUUCCUGCCUAGAGACGGGGUGUCAUGACCACCGCUGAAGUUCUGAUACGACCAACUGCACGCGCCGCGCCCCUAUACCACUUUACCGAACGUGACCCUUUCGUUGGCACCGAGACCAGUACUACCAUCGCUCCUCCAGCCGCCCAACCGCGGGGCGAGAACGAUGUGUUUGACGGAUUCUCAGACAUGUUAGAACGCUUCGGUGGAUUCAGCUGCGACGAGCCUCAGUUGUAUGCGUUGAAGAAGAAGAACGCCGACUAUAAGCGUGACUAUCCCCAGGAAGCAGGAUCUUCCUCCCGGAUUGCGUGUAACAUCACUCUCAAUGGUCCGCGUGGCGGCUCUCCGCCGGCCUACCCUGCCCUGUCGACCGGUGCCGCUGGCCAGGACGAGGACGAUGAGGACAGCGGCGAUUGCGAAGAGGAGGAUGGAGAGGAAGAGGAUGAGGAUGAAGUCGAAAUCAUCAUUCAUACCAAUGAUGGUGAUCAGAGAUCGCAUUUGCCCCAGAUAUCGGGGAGCACCUUAAUCAGCAACACCGACAUCACAGCACAGGCUCUGCGUAUAAGCCCAGCCCAGUAUGGGAGUACAUAUCCUGGAGGCAAAGGCAAACCAAAGGCCGUCAAUUACUACGACCAACCCGUCUCCCACCCUUUCCAACCCUCUGCUGUCGAGAAUGAAGAAGACAGUGGUGACCAGUCUGAAGUUGCAACAGAACCGAAGCAUCCGGUUGAGAAAGAUCGAGAGCAGAACUUUCCAAAGCCCCCAGAACGCUGGAUAGACGAGGACUACGACGGGGAAAAUGACAUGGACGAAGACACGACUCCUGACGCGCAGAAGCCCGUGUCGAUUCUGGAGCGGCCGGUCGACCCUGGUCAAGGCGGCCAAUCACUUCCAUUCGCCUCGAAGAUGCACGAAGGGUUACCCAAUGCGGCACAACCGAGCCAACCCUCCGCCGUGUUUCAGGAUUCUGCCAAGCCGCCAGCCAGCCAGAUGUUAGAUUCAAAAACGGUCCUUGAAUCGCCACCCGUCUUUGGAAGUUUGGCUGCCUUCUCAGGCGGACGUGUGCCGCAAGAGGAGGACGAGGCGCUGGCUGAUGCCUUCUUGGCUGAGAUUCACGCUAUUUUGGACCAGCAAUCCUGUUCGGAGACCAUUAUGAAUUCGGCUGCUUGCAUGCCACAAACUUCUGGCUCGAUCGUGGAAUCAGCACCUCAGCCGUUGGGUCUUGGAAUGCAAGCUCUUGAAUCAGCACCUCGGUCGUUGGGUCCAGCAUCGCUACAGCUUAUCGGUCCAGAACCUCAACCCUUCGCCGCUGCAGUCGGCAAGCUCGGUCCCCUGCCUCAAUCUCAAGUGCCACAGCCGAGCGACGAGAUAUGCUAUGACACGCUUGCUGUCUCCUCUCAGCAUGAGGAUAUGUCGCCCAUAGCGAAUCAGUUUAGGCCAGUGGUGCACAUCUACAAUCCCGCUGGACCGAGCACGGAUCCCUUUCUCAACCCGCCAGAAGAACUCGAUGGGAAUUUCUUACCUACACCUUUGCAGCCGAGUCUCAAACUCGAUGCGCCUGUCCCUAAUCAUCCAUUUGUCAUCCCGCUAGAAGGUGCGAGGACCGGUCCGUUCACGAUUCUAUCACAAGACCAUGAUCCGUGGAAUCCCCCUGGUCUCUGGAAUCAAUCGCUGGCUGCGUCCGAUCCUAUCGUGGAGAAACAGGAGCAUAUGGCGCUGCAACCUCCACAGGAACUAUUCCAGCAGCCUCAGCAGCUGUCAGAGCAGCAGCAAUUCGAGCAGUACCGCUCUCAUCAUCGACCCACUUUUCUGGAACCAGCACCGAUCUCACACUCAUCGUUGACGAUCUUCGCUCUGCUAGACGCCGAGGUCAAGUGGUCCCACUCGCGGCCAGUUUCUCUGGGCAAGCGGCCGUACUCGAUAGUCCCAGCAGCCGUGUCCGAAUACGAAUGGAGACGGGAGGCUCUGCGGCAGAGCCAGGUGUCUUUGGUGUCUGAAGAGCCGGCUCCGAAGAAACGGUGUCUUGCGACGUUCAUUCCGAAGGCUUCCACUCGUCCGGUCGGAAGGAGAGCAAGGAAGUCCAAGACGGAUAUAAAGAUCGCCCGCCAUGAGCAGCGAGAGUUGUCACCAGCUCCGAGUUUCUCCUCCCGUUCGACUGUCUAUAGCAGUAGCACCACUGCAUCUUCAAGGGGAGAUUGCAAGGUGGCCCAUGCCGACGAAACAGUCAACCCGUGUGUUCACGUAUCACCACCUUAUUCGGCAUUGCGCCGACUUGCUCCUCCGCCAACCUCGGCGAGCAGACUGCGCAAUCUGCGCCGACCUGAGAGACAGCAGCAGUCUAACGAUUUGCUGACAUUUGCGUUGAAAUCUGUCUCGUCCUGGUGGUCGCGUUGAAACAAGUUGCUUAUUGAGGGUGUAUGUGUUGCUAUUAAUCUUGAUACAAUUCUGUUACUUGUAUGUUUUUGUCGAAAUAGAUCAUAUACCGGCGCG
This is a messenger RNA of Mycena citricolor, 2704 nucleotides long. Lineage: Eukaryota; Fungi; Basidiomycota; Agaricomycetes; Agaricales; Mycenaceae. The record is from the annotation of a GenBank genome assembly.